Messenger RNA from Alligator sinensis (Chinese alligator), 3157 nucleotides. It is a transcript of the gene CDH4, whose product is annotated as cadherin 4. The coding region runs from base 1 to 3030 and encodes 1009 amino acids. Gene Ontology annotation, molecular function: calcium ion binding; cadherin binding. The transcript has 19 exons. Gene Ontology annotation, cellular component: plasma membrane; catenin complex; adherens junction. Gene Ontology annotation, biological process: adherens junction organization; homophilic cell-cell adhesion; multicellular organism development. The record is from RefSeq and is a predicted model, not a curated record. Lineage: Eukaryota; Metazoa; Chordata; Crocodylia; Alligatoridae.
AUGGAAAAGUUUGCAGUUGAUAUAAAGAAGCUUGUCCAGACAAAGAGGGAAGAUGACAGUCGAAAGAAUUAUUUUUUUAUAGGAAUGACACAUUUUCAACCAAAGUAUUCCCCUUCCAGCUUGCUUUUGAAGAGCAGCAAAGCUUCCUUUGAGCUUCAGAUUACAAAUGAACGCUUGAAGAGGCCAUCUCUGUCUUUGACAAAGACGGAAAUUGGUUACUUUGUUGUAGACCCUGCCAACCUUUCCGAUUCAGUCCUUACGGGGAGAAAAACAUUUGUGAAUCCACCUGAAUACUUGAAAGGCCGGCUUUUCAGCCCCGAUAUACACUACACAGUGUAUCAGGCACACACUGGGGAUCUUACAGUGAGACCCACUUGCAAGCCUGGCUUUUCGGAAGAAGACUACACCGCCUCGGUUUCCCCGAACAUCGCGGAAGGGCAGAAGUUACUCAAAGUAAAAUUUAAUGGCUGUGUCGGGAACAAGGGAGUUCGGUACGAAACCAACAACUUGGACUUCAAGGUGAGGACAGAUGGGACUGUCUAUGCUGCCCAUCCGGUGCAUACCCCUUCAAAGCAGACAAUGUUUGUGGUGACUGCCUGGGACCACCAAACCCUAGAGAGAUGGGAAACAAUGGUCAGACUGCUGGUGGGAGACAAGUCGCAACACAGUGGUCACAAGCAAAAAGGAAAGAAGAAUGCAUCUGCCGACCUCAUACAGCAACAGAGUGACACUUUAUUGCCAUGGCGCCAGCACCAAAAUUCAAACGGGCUGAGACGGCAAAAGAGAGACUGGGUCAUUCCACCAAUCAAUGUACCGGAAAACUCAAGAGGUCCUUUUCCACAACAGUUGGUUCGGAUUCGUUCUGAUAAGGACAGUGAGAUCCACAUCAGAUACAGCAUCACUGGAGUAGGAGCCGACCAGCCUCCUAUGGAAGUCUUCAGCAUCGAUCCCGUAUCUGGCAGGAUGUACGUCACCCGUCCGAUGGACAGAGAAGAAAGGGCUUCCUACCAUCUCAGGGCUCAUGCAGUCGAUAUGAAUGGAAACAAGGUGGAGAACCCCAUUGACCUCUACAUCUAUGUGAUUGAUAUGAAUGACAACAGACCUGAGUUUAUAAACCAAGUCUAUAAUGGAUCUGUUGAUGAAGGAUCUAAACCAGGUACCUAUGUGAUGACAGUGACUGCAAAUGAUGCAGAUGAUAGUACUACAGCCAAUGGGAUGGUGAGAUACCGAAUUGUAACUCAAACCCCACAGAGUCCAUCGCAGAAUAUGUUUACCAUUAACAGUGAAACGGGAGACAUUGUCACAGUGGCUGCUGGACUGGACAGAGAGAAAGUUCAGCAAUACAUAGUCAUCGUUCAAGCUACAGAUAUGGAAGGAAAUCUUAACUAUGGUCUCUCAAACACAGCAACUGCAAUCAUUACGGUGACAGAUGUGAAUGACAAUCCACCAGAAUUCACUACCAGCACUUAUUCGGGGGAGGUGCCCGAAAACCGCGUGGAAGUUGUAGUCGCAAAUUUGACGGUGAUGGACCGGGACCAGCCCCACUCGCCCAACUGGAACGCCGUGUACCGCAUCAUCAGCGGAGACCCCUCUGGUCACUUCACCAUCCGGACGGACCCCAUCACCAACGAAGGCAUGGUAACUGUGGUGAAGGCAGUGGAUUAUGAGAUGAACAGAGCUUUCAUGCUGACGGUGAUGGUAUCAAACCAAGCUCCGCUGGCAAGUGGAAUCCAGAUGUCCUUCCAGUCUACAGCGGGAGUCACCAUUUCGGUCACGGACGUCAACGAGGCACCGUAUUUCCCAACCAACCAAAAGUUAAUCCGACUGGAGGAAGGGGUGCCCACGGGGACGGUGUUGACGACGUUUUCAGCCGUGGAUCCCGACCGCUUCAUGCAGCAAGCAGUAAGAUACUCGAAGCUGUCAGAUCCUGCAAACUGGCUGAACAUUAAUGCCACAAACGGUCAGAUCACUACUGCUGCUGUCCUUGAUCGAGAGUCAGCCUACAUUAAGAAUAAUGUCUACGAGGCCACAUUCUUGGCGGCUGACAACGGUAUCCCCCCAGCGAGCGGCACUGGCACACUGCAGAUCUACCUAAUUGACAUCAAUGAUAAUGUCCCGGAGCUGCUGCCAAAGGAGGCGCAGAUCUGCGAAAAGCCCAACCUGAAUGUCAUCAACAUAACAGCCGCGGAUGCUGACAUCGAUCCAAACGUGGGGCCCUUCGUCUUCGAGCUGCCAAGCGUGCCAUCUGCAGUGAGGAAGAACUGGACCAUCACCCGGCUAAAUGGUGACUACGCCCAGCUCAGUUUGCGAAUCAUGUACCUGGAGGCCGGCGUGUACGACGUCCCAAUCACCGUGACGGAUUCGGGGAACCCUCCCUUGUACAAGACGUCUAUCAUUAAAGUGAAAGUGUGUCCCUGUGAUGAGAAUGGAGACUGCACAACCAUCGGGGCCGUUGCGGCAGCUGGACUGGGCACAGGUGCCAUCAUUGCCAUCUUGAUAUGCAUCAUUAUUUUGCUGACCAUGGUUUUGCUGUUUGUGGUGUGGAUGAAGCGCAGGGAAAAGGAACGGCAUACGAAGCAGCUGCUGAUCGACCCCGAGGACGACGUCAGGGACAACAUUCUGAAAUACGACGAGGAAGGAGGCGGAGAGGAAGACCAGGAUUAUGAUUUAAGCCAACUUCAGCAGCCAGAGACCAUGGAUCACGUCUUGAACAAAGCAGCUGGAGUCAGACGGGUAGAUGAGAGACCCGUCGGUGCUGAACCCCAGUAUCCUAUAAGACCAGUAAUCCCCCAUCCUGGGGAUAUUGGUGACUUUAUUAAUGAGGGCCUGAGAGCAGCUGAUAACGACCCCACCGCCCCACCCUACGAUUCUCUACUGGUCUUUGACUAUGAGGGCAGUGGUUCUACCGCGGGCUCUGUCAGCUCCCUCAACUCCUCCAGUUCUGGUGAUCAGGAUUAUGACUACCUUAAUGACUGGGGGCCCAGGUUCAAGAAACUGGCAGACAUGUACGGGGGAGGAGAGGAAGAUUAAACUGACCUCAUAUUGUUGUUAAAAAAAAAAGAAGAAGAAAAAAAAUUUUAAAAAAAGAUGACGAUGGUAAAAAUAGAGAAGACAAAGAAGCAAGAAGUGUACAGAAGUGGCAGCUUUUUUAAUUAAU